AAUAUAUUGAAAAUCUAAUCUUUCUCCUUAAAUAAAUUUCAAGCCGCAAAAGAUAAAAAAACAAGCAAAUUGAUCUUUCCUCUCUCGACCGAACUUGAAAAUGGCUAAUGUUACGGAAAUCGACGAAGAAAUACUAAAGCCUCGAACAGACAAGAGACAGUACAGGAGGAUCGUCCUCGGAAACUCCCUCCAAGUGCUCCUCGUAAGCGAUCUCGACACCGACAAGUCUGCUGCAUGUAUGCGUGUCAGCAUCGGCUACUUCUCUGAUCCGGAUGGCUGCGAGGGCCUUGCUCAUCUUCUCAUGCGCGCGCUGCUGCUGGCUUAUGCUAGUGAAACAUAUCCUGGGGAGGAUAGUUAUUCUCAGUACAUAAUCGAGCAUGGAGGCUACACAGAAGGCGCUGUGUCUUCCAACCAGACCAACUAUCAUUUUAACAUUAACAAUGACUGUUUUGAAGAAGCUUUGGAACGCUUUUCCCAGCUUUUUAAUAAACCAUUGAUGUCAACUGAAGCAGCCAUGAGGGAAAUUAAAACUGUUGAGUCCGCAUACCAGAAUUACUUAUUGUCUGAUGAGCGGAGAAUGCACCAGCUUCAAAAACAUCUCAGCUGGGAAAGUCAUCCUUAUCAUAGAUUUGGCAUAGGGAAUUGGUAUACCUUGGAUGUUAGACCAAAAGCAAAAGGGUUGGAUAUAAGACAGGAGCUUUUAAAGUUCUACGAAGAAAAUUAUUCAGCCAAUCUCAUGCAUUUGGUUUUAUAUACAAAAGAAAGCCUCGAUGAAAUUCAAAACUUGGUGGAGAACAAGUUCCAAGUUAUUCGAAACUCCAACCAACGUGGCUUCCAAUCUACGGGUCUACCUUUUAAGUCAGAACAUCUAAUGAUUCUUGUCAAGGCUGUUCCAAUAAAAGAAAGGCACAAAUUGACCGUUGCAUGGCCAAUAACUCCAAGCAGGCAUCAUUACAAGGAAGGGCCGUGCUAUUAUCUUACUCGUGUCAUUGGCCAUAAAGGAGAAGGAUCCGUGUAUCACACCUUGCAAAAACUAGGAUGGGCUACUGGAUUGAAAGCUGGUGAAUACUGGUGGACAUCGGAGUUUUCUUUCUUUCAAGUAAUUGUCGCUCUUACUGAUGCUGGUCAUGAGCAUAUGCAGGAUAUCGUAGGGUUGCUAUUUAAAUAUAUCCAACUCUUAAAGCAGACUAGUGUUUGUAAACGGGUAUUUGAGGAGCUUUCAGCUGUUUGCGAGACAAAAUUUCACUAUCCAGACAAAAUCCAACCUCUUAAUUAUGUUAUUAGAAUUGCAUCAAAUAUGGAGAAAUAUCCUCCAAAAGAUUGGUUAGUGGGCUCAUCGUUACUUUCAAAUUUCAAUCCUGACGUCGUGCACAUGUUUCUAAGAGAGUUCUCGCCAGAGAAUGUCCGAAUUUUCUGGGAGUCGAAGAAAUUUGAAGGAGACACAGAUAAGGUUGAGCCAUGGUUCGGUACUGCAUAUACUGUUGAAAAAAUCACUACUUCGAUGAUUCAGAAAUGGAUGUCAUCAGCACCAAGUGAUAAUUUGCAGCUGCCAGCACCAAAUAUGUUCGUACCCACAAACUUGUCUCUUAAGGUUGCUCAAGAAAAGGUCAAGUUCCCAGUAUUGUUAAGAAAGUCAUCCUAUUCAAAACUAUGGUACAAGCCUGAUACAAUGUUCUCCGUACCUAAGGCAUUUGUUAAAAUUGAAUUCAACUGUCCCCACGUUAGAGAUUCUCCUCAAGCUGAAGUUCUUGCCAACAUUUUUGUACAGUUGUUGGACGAUUACUUGAAUGAACACGCUUACGACGCUGAAAUUGCUGGCCUUGAUUAUUCUAUAUCGCGCACAGACAGAGGUUUUGAGGUGACAGUGUUUGGUUAUAAUGACAAGUUGAACACUCUGCUGGAAUCUGUCGUUGAUAAGAUCGCAAAUUUUGAAGCGAAACCCGACAAGUUUUCUAUAACCAAGGCUCGUUUGUGGAGUACAACAAAAAGACAAACGUCAUGCCAUUUAAUAGUAAUCACUAAAGUCAAACGGGUCUUGGGUGUCUUCCCAAUAGAUGCUUGGUUUUGGCUGCGGCUCCUACAUUGGUGCUGGCUACCAAAAUGGGUUCCAUUCAGGUGGUUUGAGGCAAGAGAGGUUGAACUCAAAAUUCCAAUGGAUUGGCUUGAUUGUUGGGAAAUGACAACAAAGGGCAUUAACAACUUCAAAUAUGAAAAUCCCUCUCUGCUGGCUAUAGAGUACUGCUCAUUAAUAUUGAGGGAUAUAAGGUGGCCUUGGAAGGAGAAACUUGAUGUUUUACCUCAUUUGGAAGUAGAAGACCUUGUCAAAUUUACUCCUAUUAUGUUCUCGAGGGUUCUUUUGGAGUGUUUCAUAGCAGGAAACAUGGAACGUGAUGAAGCGAUUUCGAUAAUUCAACAUGUUGAAUCCAUUUUCUUUGGAGGUUCAAACCCUAAAUGCCAACCAUUAUUUCCAUCCCUACAUCUUACAAAUGAAGUUGUUAAAUUUGGAAGAGGCGUGAGUUACCUCUACUCUAUUCAGGGCCUAAAUCCAAAUAAUGAGAAUUCCGCCCUACUCCAUUAUAUUCAGGUUCAUCGAGAUGAUUUUAUAUUGAAUGUGAAACUUCAGCUUUUUUGCCUUAUUGCAAAGGAACCAGCCUAUCAUCAGCUUAGUUCUAUUGAGCAACUUGGGUACAUAAAUGAUUUCUAUAGAAGGAUUGAUUUUGGAAUUCAUGGAGUGGUAUUCCUUAUUCAAUCUACAGUGAAGAAUCCAAGAGACAUUGAUUCGAGGGUUGAGGCAUUCCUCGAGAUGUUUGAGAACAAAAUUAAUGAAAUGACCAACGAUGAAUUUAGGAGAAAUGUAAAUGCAUUGAUUGAUAUAAAACUGGAGAAGCACAAGAACCUACGGGAAGAAUCUGGAUUUUACUGGCGGGAGAUUAUCAAUGGCACCCUCAAGUUUGAUAGGAGAGAAGCCGAGGUUGAAGCAUUAAGACAGGUUACACAACAAGAAUUCAUUGAUUUUUUCAAUGAAUAUAUAAAAGUUGGUUCACAUCGAAAGAAGACACUAAGUGUGCGUGUAUACGGAAAGAAGCAUCUAUCUGAAUACAGAUCAGAGAAAAGUGAACCACUUCAAAUGCAUUCCCUUCGAAUUGAUGAUAUCUUGAGUUUUAGAAGAUCACAACCUCAUUAUGGUUCGUUUAAAGGAAGCUUUAGUAAUAUGAAGCUAUAAGUAAAUUAAGAAGAAGGGAUUAGAUGGAUUCGGAAGCAACCCCCCUGCUGAUCAACAACUCAAAACAGAAAUAAUGUUUGGCAAAAUAUAUAUAUAUAUAUAUGUAUGCAUGUAUAUAUUUUUACAUCUUAUCGACUCGCAGUCCACACAAACAUCUUUGUAACAUGAAAAUGCCAAUGCUCAUGUUUAUGCUUAUGGCUACACUUAGUCCUUAAUUAUCGAGUUGUUUACAUACCUUUCAAGGAUUAGGCUAACGAUAUUUAAAAUGCAAUAGUGGCAAA
Molecule: messenger RNA, 3504 nt
Organism: Theobroma cacao (cacao)
Lineage: Eukaryota; Viridiplantae; Streptophyta; Magnoliopsida; Malvales; Malvaceae
Source: RefSeq, a predicted model, not a curated record